CUCUCACUUUGUCAUACUCGUUGCAUUAAAGCAUGCGCUAAAAGCAACGGGAAUUCCCUCUUUCCUCUUAUAUACCGAGCUUAAGGUCACCUUGUAUUCAGUUAUUCAUCAGUGUGGUAGACAGUGUUGGAUUUUCCUGUUUUCCGACGAUUUUCUCCUCGAAUCGACUCUGAACCGGCUUGUCAGUUUCAAGUUAGGUUCCUCAUCCAUUGAAGAAACUUUUCCCGAGAGAAGGUUUUAAAAUUGCAAUCAAGAUGGUUAAUACCAAAGAGGCGCUUUUGUCGAUGAUCUCGCAGCCCGCUGAAGAUUCCGGCAGUAAAGUCACAGUGGUGGGCGUGGGCCAAGUCGGAAUGGCCUGUGCCUUCAGCAUCCUGUCGCAGGGAGUAUCCAGUGAAGUUGUAUUAGUGGACGUGGUUGCCGACAAGCUAAAAGGGGAAAUGAUGGAUCUUCAGCACGGCGCCUUGUUUCUGAAGAAUGCCAAGAUUGUGGCUGAUACUGAUUACGCCGUCACUGCUGGAUCCAAACUUUGCAUUAUCACAGCUGGAGUGCGUCAAAAGGAAGGGGAGUCUCGUCUGGAUCUGGUGCAGCGCAACACGGACGUUUUAAAGCACAUCGUGCCCAAGCUGGUCCAGUAUUCUCCAGACACCAUUCUGCUGGUGGUCAGCAAUCCAGUGGACAUCCUCACCUACGUGGCGUGGAAACUCAGCGGUCUGCCCAAGAACCGAGUAAUUGGAUCUGGCACCAACUUGGACACAUCCAGGUUCAGAUUUCUGAUCUCUCAGAAACUGGGAGUUGCGCCCAGCAGUGUUCAUGGCUGGAUUAUUGGGGAACAUGGCGACUCCAGUGUGGCGAUUUGGUCGGGCGUGAAUGUUGCAGGAGUGCGGCUCCGGGAAAUUAACGCCGCAGUUGGCACUGAAAGCGACCCAGAAAACUGGAAGGACAUUCACAAGCAGGUCAUCAUGUCCGCUUACGAUGUGAUCAAACUCAAAGGAUACACUUCAUGGGCGAUCGGGUUGAGUGUUGCCUCAUUGGCCUCCAGCAUUUUGAGGAACUCCAAUAAUGUUCAUGCAGUUUCCACUUACGUUAAGGUAUGUACUUUUGGGUUGUUCAGUACUAAUUGGCUGGAUGCUUGCUUUAUACAGGGUUAUUCACGCUAUACGGCACGGACGUUUGCGGCUAGCCCGUUUGUUUUUUGCAA
This is a messenger RNA of Dendroctonus ponderosae (mountain pine beetle), 1198 nucleotides long. RefSeq names its product L-lactate dehydrogenase. The record is from RefSeq and is a predicted model, not a curated record. Gene Ontology annotation, molecular function: L-lactate dehydrogenase (NAD+) activity. Gene Ontology annotation, cellular component: cytoplasm. Lineage: Eukaryota; Metazoa; Arthropoda; Insecta; Coleoptera; Curculionidae. Gene Ontology annotation, biological process: carboxylic acid metabolic process. The annotation marks the transcript as partial. The transcript is spliced from 5 exons.